Molecule: messenger RNA, 4656 nt
Organism: Ictalurus punctatus (channel catfish)
Lineage: Eukaryota; Metazoa; Chordata; Actinopteri; Siluriformes; Ictaluridae
Gene: dgcr2
Product: DiGeorge syndrome critical region gene 2
Exons: 11
Coding region: 350-1939 (529 amino acids)
Cellular component (GO): membrane
Molecular function (GO): protein binding
Source: RefSeq, a predicted model, not a curated record
GGAUUGUUUUGAUGGAGUGUUACCUUGUCUGUGAAGAGAGAGUGCGGCCAUUUUGUUAGUUAGUUCGGCUGUAAAUUUGUUAAUAAGGCGAAGAGAAACAAAUGCUGACAUUAUGUGAUGUCAGAUGAUCUUUAUUUUAAAUAAUAUCCGUGAUUACAGUAGGAGUCGGACCCAUGCGUGUGUGUGUGUGAGUUGUGGAGGAGCGAGCAGACUCGUGCUGGGAGUAGAUGUGAACGUGCUUCACAGGCAGCGUUUCAGUGCUGACGGAGGUCCCUUUUUUGUCCGGGACAUUUUCUCCACGGGGUCGCUGUUAUGACUGGAGGAUAAAUAAUAUUACUAAUUAUAAUAAAUGGUGGCGACAUCUGCCCGCAGCUCUUCCCGGCUCCUCCUCGCGCUUCUCUCCGUCCUGACGCUAACGGAUCCGCUGCUGACCGGGCCGCAGUUAGCACUGGCCACGCCACUGUCAGAGCCACGUUGCGCUCAAGACCAGUUCGCAUGUCUCAGUGGGAGGAUGCAGUGUAUCCCCCUGGACUGGAGGUGUGAUGGCUGGACCGCCUGCGAGGACAAGAGUGACGAGAUGGACUGUCCACCGAUGAAGGAGGAGCGCUAUCGCUAUGGCAGCGGCUUUGAUCAGAUGGAGGACGUGAUGGGCGUGGCUCAGCCUGUGCGCUUUAACAAAAAAUGUCCGACUGGAUGGCACCACUAUGAGAAGACGUCAAGCUGUUACAAGGUGUACGAGCAAGGGGAGAAUUACUGGCAGGCCGGUGAGACGUGUCAGAGAGUGAACGGCUCGCUCGCCACCUUCAGCACCAACGAAGAGCUGCAGUUCAUCCUCAAAAUCGACCAGAGAGUGUGUGAGCGCAGAGACCAGUGCAGUUUCUGGGUUGGCUAUCAGUAUGUCAUCACCAAUCAGAGUCGAUCGUUUGAGGGCCGAUGGGAGGUGUCCUAUAAAGGCUCUGUGCAGGUGUUUCUCCCCCCUGAGGGAUUGUCGAGUGUGUCAGAGGCGAGUGCGAAGCAGGAGAGUGUAUACUGCGCACAGCUGCAGCGCUUUCACAACAGGAAUAUGAACGAACGUGGCUUACACAGCUGGCACACUGAGAACUGCUACAAACCCUUCCCUUUUCUCUGCAAAAGACGACAGACGUGCGUGGAUAUCCGGGAUAACGUGGUCAGCGAGGGUCUGUAUUUCACGCCCAAGGGGGAUGACCCAUGUCUGAGCUGCACGUGUCACGACGGCGAGGCCGAGAUGUGUGUGGCAGCGCUGUGCGAGAGGCCGCAGGGAUGUACGCACUUCACAAAGGACCCUAAAGAGUGCUGCAAAUUCACCUGCCUCGAUCCAGACGGUAGCAGUCUGUUCGACUCCAUGGCGAGCGGUAUGCGUCUAAUCAUCAGCUGUAUCUCGUCGUUCCUGGUGUUGUCUUUGCUGCUCUUUAUGGUACAUCGCUUAAGGCAGAGACGCAGAGAGCGCAUCGACACACUAAUUGGAGGGAACUUGCAUCACUUUAACUUGGGCCGACGUGUUCCCGCCUUCGAUUAUGGCUCUGACGUGUUUGGGACCGGUCUCACGCCGCUACACCUGUCUGAUGAUGGAGAGGGCGGGGCUUUCCACUUUCAGGAACCACCGCCCCCAUACGCAGCAUAUAAAUACCCUGAGCUCCGCCCACCAGAUGAGCCGCCACCCCCUUAUGAGGCUUCCAUCAAUCCCAACUCUCUUCUCUACAUGGGACUUGGACUGAAUGGUACACAGGACAGUGGAGGAGGUGGAGCUCUCUGCCGAACCCCUCUUCAGGCCCCACCCCCUCCCCUUGAGGAGAGGGCAGAAUCUAUUGACAGCAGCACAAUGUUGGUGACCCCAGACACACCCACAGAGACCGACGACCUCGACCUUAGCUCCGCUCUUGAUUCCACUAACACCACCUCACUCAGUACGGUGGUUUGAGGAAACGGGUGUUUCGAUUGUUAUGGGCGGGGCCUCAGGAGAAAGAGGAUGGGUUUCUACAAUGAACUGACUGAGUGUUUUGAGCUUCAAUGCAGUUGUUAAGUGUAAAUAUGGCUGCUCCGUUUUACCUCCUUCUUCUCCACAGACUGAUAAUGACAACGGGCAGAGCUUCAGCUGUCUUUCCGUCUUCUGUCGCGUGUUGACGCUCCCGACCCCCCGUCUUCAUGACCCGCACAGCUGAAGCUUCAGAGUUCAGUCCUGCACAUGGAUGGGUUUCAUGUCGUUAGAUCCUGAAUGACCCCUGACCUUUCACCUUUCUAACCCAUUGCCUCCCUCAUCCCACUAUAAGAGCCUUGUCCCUUUCAGGGGCUGUGUCCGUAAUGCUGCGUUUAUGCGCUCUACUGUAUGCCUCAUCACUGAAUUGGUGUAUACAGUUACGGUACGUGACCGAUGGCAGCAUGCAGCCAUGGUAAUGAUGUCUAGUUUCGCACCUACAGCACAUAACCAGUAGUCUUUUUAUUUUCAUUGUAGAUGACCAGGUGCACCGGCAAGCCGUUGGGCCACUCCCAUGCUUCCUAAAAAACAUGGAUGCCGUAUUUUAGUCCUAGCUAUCAUACGACACUUCAUUCUCUCUGCAUUGUUUUAAGCUGAAGCUCUGCACAGUGUUUUGUUUGAACUCGAUUUGAUUGGGAAAAUCUCCUAUAAACAAUUCUAUGCCAUUUUCUAAAUGUAAUAUUCAUGUACUGAAGUAAUGAAAAUGUAUUUUUUUAACCUGCAUUGACAUUUACAGGGCUUUAACUAGGUGUACACCAGCUCUUGGGUAAAGGUAUUGUGCGUGUAACAAUUGUGUCGUUAACUUUUAAAUAAUGUACGUGGUAGCUACCCUGAUCGUAAUUUUUUUUUCUUUCUUUCUUUUUUUUUUUUAAGUAACAAAAGUUUGCACAAUUUUUUUUUUCCAGCAAAUUAAAAAUUAAGUCAUUUAAAAUCUGGUCAGGCUGGUUAGGUACAGUGUAAAGUUCAGAUCCUUUGCUUUCAGAUGUUUUUGUUUACGCACAUACAGGAAAUGACUCUCUAAAUGGGGUUGUGAGAAAUUGUCCUCGGAUGUACAGUUGAACAGCUGUUCUCACCAGCUCCCAACUCAGUUUUUCUCUAAUCGGACACAGCCCUUAUAGCGCACAUAAUCCUUAUAGAGGGAUUCAGCCUCCAUGGGGGAGCCCUGACAGGAGACAGCCACAGUGGGGAACGGAAGCUCUUAUAAGGGAACACGCCGCUUUAUAGAGGAUACAGCGUUUACAAGGGGAGCUCCGAGUCACCCAGUCUGUCUUUGGACUGUAAUACUGUGUGUGUGUGUGUGUGUGUGUGUGUGUGUGUGUGUGUGUGUGUGUGUGUGUGUGUGUGUGUGUGUGUGUGUGUGUGUGUGUGUGUGUGUGUGUGUGUGUGUGUGUGUGUGUGAGUGAGAGACACAGGCUGCUGAGUGUCAGCCCCGUUUCGGACAGGACGGUGAAUGGAACCGUAUUUAAACCAGACGCUGCGAUGUGGAUAUUCAGACAACUGAUAUACAAAAAAAAACACAAACAAACAAAUGAUCAAAAACAAUCACUGUAUUUUAAAUGGGUGCACGGUGGCUUAAUGGUUAGCACCAUCAACUUGCACCCCCAGGGUCAAGGGUUCGAUUUCCUCCGGAUACUCUGGUUUUCCCCAGUCCAAAGUGUAUGGGUGUGUGAAUGUAUUUGUGAUUGUGCCCUGUGAUGGAUUGGCACCUGUCCAGGGUCUACCCCUGCCUUGUGUCCCAUGCUCCCUGGGAUAGGCUCGACCCAGUAGGAUAAGUGGUUUAGAAAAUGGAUGGAUGUAUUUUAAAUGCCAAAUAAGUGAAGGAACUACACACACAGUGCAAGCCAGAAAGAAAAUGCUUCAGCUGGGCUGAACUGCAGCAUGUUUUUUUCCAUUCCUGUCUGAAAUAGGUCAGAUUUCCCACAAUGCAUAUGGAAGCAAAUCGUUAACUACUGUAUCAUCCGUGUGUGUGUGUGUGUGUGUGUGUGUGUGAGAGAGAGACAGAGACAGACACACUCUGGUAUCACAGUUCAGCCUGGUAGUCUAGUUAGGUAUGUGCCAAUAUUUAGCAGCAUUUGAUCACAAUUUGAAGCUCCUCAAUAACACUAUGGUGUGAUAUGUUGAAUGAUCAGUGAUUGACAUUAACUCUGAAAUGGUUAUUCAUAAAAAAAAAUCAACUGUUUUUAUUUCCAGUUUUAAAUUCUCUCAUUUUGUACAAAAAAAAUUUUGUUCAUGGACUUGGACGACUCUCAGACACUAUUUAACCAACCCCUUUUAAUCUUUGACCCUCUGGUUGACUGGCACAGACAAUCCUCAGUCAAAUGGCAAUUUUACUGCCUAGUCUUGAUAAUGUAAUGAGCAGAGUGUGUAGUGCUGAUGGACUCUGACGAUACCAAGUGUCUCGUCACAGCUCGAUUUGAUUUCUGCGUUUGUCGUCGCCGCUCUGCAUGUUUUUCUUCGUGGCGUGAGGAGUUUUAACAAGAAAACACUAAAGUCAGAUAUUUUGUGUAAAAUGCUACAACUGUUACAUUUUAAUGUUUAAUUUCAGGUUUUUAAUGUAAUUUCCUGUGUUAGGUUUAGUUGCAGGGUUUUGUGUUGUACUCUGAUGUCGAUGUAUAGCUCAUCAUCAUCAUCAGGCACCAAAUAAACUUCACUGAAGGAUAAGA